Messenger RNA from Marchantia polymorpha subsp. ruderalis, 8984 nucleotides. Lineage: Eukaryota; Viridiplantae; Streptophyta; Marchantiopsida; Marchantiales; Marchantiaceae. The record is from the annotation of a GenBank genome assembly.
UACAGUUCGCAUGUACAAUUUAUCGUUCUCAGUUGCAUUCAUCGAUUGUGGACUGAAGAGCGACGAGAAACAUAGAGAGAAUUUACCCCUCACGUGGCUCGUUUUGUAUCACUUCGUACGUAGCGUUGGAGCUCUUCUUUUUUGCACUUUUCAUGAUGUUUGUGAUUCGAUAAUGAUUGUUACGAGGAUGCCACGCUUGCGUGGUUGACUCGGUAUCAAAAUUGGCAACUUCGCGAAGAGUGACAGUGCUGGAGUUGAGAUGGCACUCGAAGCUGAUGUGAAGAAGUAAAUGUCUUGGGUGUGGGGCGCGAUCGUUCAGACUCAUGAAUAAAGGUCAGUUGUUGGAAGUUUCAGCGUGGUUUCAUCAAGUCCCAGUGAUGCAAGCAGUGAUGGACGAAGUCGAGAUUUUCCAGCACAUAGAUCGGUUGAGCGGGCUUUCGGCAGUGAAAUGCCACUACAAAACAUGCCCUGUAAACUAAACCGCAAGACACAUCUUUCUCCCAGAGAUGACCGAUGCAGAGUCAAGAAGGCCUCGGAAGUUUCUAGAAGUCAAGAAGGACUCGGACGAGCUGGAAUCUUCGGAUCGAAAGGGCUCAGAAAGUAUAAAAGAUAAGGAUGUGAAGGGAAUUCUAAUUUUUCAACUAUGGACAAGUGGAGGAACGACGUGAACCUAAAGCUCCUUUCUGAGCUGGUCUGGCUGCCAAUUUCUCGUUAGAUAUGUUGAAGAUAGUGCUUUGAAUUAGACAAAGGCAACAAAUUGUCUUGAAAGUAUGACUAGUCAAACUUUCAAGACCGCAGCGUUACGUUGCGUUGUCCUGGUCGAACCUGGCGCAAGAUUCUUGAUCGCGCCGGAGGGAACCGGCGCGUGGCAGUGGGGUGGGCGAGCGUGGACGCGCCAAUGGCAGAUGCCUCAGCACUGUUCUCCUCGGCACGCAGGCAUCAGAUUUUACGAGCAUCCAUUGGAUUGUCAUUGAGAUUGACAACGCAUGUCCAUAUUUAUUUUGGACUGACUGUGCCAUCAGGUGACACAAGGCUACGUCUGAAAAUAUUUAUAAGGUAAUCGAGAUGACAGCUCAACAAACACAGACGUGGCUGCGAACGUUGUCCCAUUACUACACGACAUGCUUCCAAAAUUGUCCUCAAAUUAGCUGUAAUCAAUUCAACUGCAAGCGGUAGGUUACGUGCAGCGGUGAAGAGUUUCUUUGUUGGUGUUCUGCUUCAUAUGCCCCUUCUCCAAAAAUAUCAAAUGGAUCCGGAAGAACACACUGUGUACUCUUGCGCUUGCGUUAUUCGUUCGUACAUCCUUGUCUGCGGUGGUAGAAGUAUGUAGCUCUAUCUAGCGAUGUCCUUGAUCUUGUGGAAGUUGACUUUUUGACAGCUUUUGUUCUAGCUCUGAAUUCCUCGUACAAUGUAAUCAUCGGGUGGCUGUGCCGGAUAUCUGGGGAUCGAGGUAACAAGCAUUCUCAUCAUCCCGAAGAUAGAAAAGUGUGGGUCGCGGUUAUUCAGCAGACAUUUUCUGAGAAUCCAUCAGAGAUUGUCUUGCUUCACAUACGAGUAGAUAGGCACAAGUCUCAGAGACUGUACAUAAAACAGCUAGGAUGUGCAAUUGAAAGAGUGAUGCUCGAUGAGCUUCGCAGCAUGAACGACUGGAGGCGUUCUGGAGCUUGUCUCAAAUGCGACGCACUUUACAUGCUGCUGGUAGACCUCCUUGCGUUGGGAGAAACCACAGACCCAGCUGUGGUGAGGAGCGAUAUUCGGGCCUAGAAUAUUUGGUUGGUGGGUUCCGAGACUGGCACAAAGGCAUAGACUUCAAGAAUGGGCCUUCUGAUUCCCGGUUCACGUCGGUGAUUCUCUUGGCACACUAUUAUAGACCUCCUCCUAAUUAGCCGUCACUGCAUAGAGGCUCUCGGGGACACCAGCUGAGUCUAGAGUCCCAGACUCAUCGGACUCCCCGUCCAACAUUUCGGACCGGAUUCACUUCCACUGCUACCAAGUACUCUGCCGUCUUCUUCCACUCGCUGAAUUACUGUCAGGGGGAAGAACGAGUUGCCAGCGGAGUAGUGCGGAAGCAAUUCAUUACUCUGUAGAAUUUGUCGCUUGAGCCGUGGGUUCUUCUCAUGACCAUCGUUACGGACGCAAACCGCCAAUGGAAUCCCAAUGGGACAGUAGACCAAGUGUACUAGACCCAUGAGAGAACGAAAAGAUCCUUGACGGGAGAGUACCAAUCUUUGACUACACUCCUCAGCACUGACAUCAGACUACCGUACUGGGGAACCCUGCACCUGAGUCCUGUCUGCGUGUGGUACAUACAUGGCGAACAUAUUCAUGUCUCUGAUGAUUGUACGUCGCUACCUGCAAAGCUUGUCUUGUACGUCGCGCAGCAGGGGAAAUCAUCUCGACGCGUACUGCGAUGCGGAAGUCCAAAAGUGUUAGAAUUUGAAGGACGCUUAGAUCAGCAUCAAAUGCUGAGCUUCGGUAUGUCUGUCUUUCAUUUGUAGGCACUUUCUAUCUGGCGUUAGGCUCUAUAGUAGCGCUCGAGACACAAACACUCUGGUACAGAACGCUGAUUGACCAGCAACCUCGUACAGUAGAGGGUAAAUCUACCGCCAUAUCUGAAUGAAGAAGCAAUCAUUUGUUAUUCUCGGGAGUCAAAACGACCAUCAACACAGUCCUGGUCUUCGCCUUUUGGUCAAAGAGCACUUUAUGAGGAAGUGGACCAUGAUGAAUGCCUGAGGUUUUGUCAGUGGCGAAGUGGAUCCCGGUCCAUGGCAGAAGUGGAUGCAACUUGACCGCAGGGUGCAGAGCUUAUUAUGGCGAAGUUAAGGCUCGUUCGUGGCACUUGGCACUUCUGUUCUUGCUCUGCGAGAGAUUUCGAUGUCGUCCGCUCAUGUUCCGAAUGCGCCAAAAGCUGUAUACGGAAAUCCUCGCGUGAGUGUUAGGUGACCGAAGCUUUGUACCGAUAUUGAAUUGGCCGCUCAUCGAUCCGGCUCAGAAAUGUCGGAACAUUUUGGCAUCAGCGUGUACAAGAGCGCCGUUUCAACUCAAAAAUAUCGAGCCAUUAUGAUCCUGACAGCAGGCCGGGAAGUUUCCCGGCUCGUUGGAUUCACACGCCCUCUCGGAGUGAGAUGAGCAUGAACCAUCCAUGCGGCUGCCGAACCCUCGGGCUCGUGUCAAUGAACUUGCCGAGAUCCCUCAAUACACUCUUGUCAACAGACUCACUUCAUCGUCAUCUGUUGUUAGCAGCACAACCUUUUCUCCGCUUGCGAGAAGGCCGGGUACUCUAGCAUCAUGGUACACUCUGAAGUCCUGAACAUGCGAAUCUUCAGCAUUGUCAAUUGGGAUGUUUGAAACGUACCACUCUCAAGGAGCAAAGGACACAGGGCCCGCACAUCAAGCUCGCCCCAGUCACGGACUGUCCGAGGAGAAGAGCGUGCCGUCUGAAACCAUCUGCUUAUCAUCGACUGAAGCUUGCAGCCUGCGCUUUUCCCAGAGAAUUUCUUCAGAGACUUGUGCACGCGUAUUUAUAUGCUAGUGGCGACCAGAUGCUCAAGCCUUCUUAGAAGAGUUAAGGAAACUCAUUUUCUUAAUCGUCGAGCUCUUUGCGGUUAAGCACCGGCAUCUGUACCCUUGGAGGAGCGAAAACUUGCAGUGGAUGAUGGGAUGAAAGUCGACAAAAACCCCGAAGGCUCAUGGUACCAAAGUCAAGGACAUGCCAGAGCCCAUGGUGGUUCAUAUACUGUCGGAUCUAAGUACAGCAACAGCAAGCCUCGGAUAAAAGUAGCAGGCCUCGCCUGAUUGCUCUCUGUAACAUGUUUGAAACAAGGCGAAGAUAUCUCCAAAUAGCUCCAAGCUUAGGUGCCAUGAGCCAUUGCGCUCCACGCCGGAGCCCAGAUCGUACAACAUUGCAGCAUGUGCACAGAUAUCAAGUCAAAUAAGUAACGCAUGGGCGUGUCAGACAAUAAAGGGCGUGCGCCGUCACAACGACACUUCAGUCUGCUGACUGCAACCAAACUUCACCAUAGUAGUAAUAAUAGCGAAUCACUCGGUCGCUCACUCGCAAGGCACCACCGGAGCUGGACGAAAGAGGAUUAUGUAGUUUGAGGAAUGCGGCUUCGUUGGUGGUCUUCGACGACCUGCCUAGUCCUUGAUGUAUAAAGUGCAGCAGGCCCGUGCUGCCACAGUUCCUAGCUCGUACCUUUGUAGGUCUGUAGUUGCUUGCAGCCGGCUUCAGCAGCAGGUAGGGGCUAUGGCUGGAAAGUUCUGCGUGCUCGGACCCAGGCGAGCCCGAGCCGGUGCAGUGUUGUUGCUGAUGAUUUGGAGACUGUGCCAUGUUUCGGCCGACAUUGAGAUCCAUCGCUCCAGAGCUAGUGAGGGGAUCGACAAAUGGCAGCUGCAGGUGGUGGCGUGCACUCCGCAUGGGACGACAGUCACCUUCAUCAUCCAAGAGUUCGGUCAGGUCCGAUCCGAGAGGUCUACAUUGACCCCCGGAGAAUCAGCCAGCUUCGAAAUCGUAGAGGAGAACGUGAAUGACUGGACGUGCAUCGCCAAAUUCACGCUGCUCAACUCCACAACCAGAUACUUCAAAGAGUUCCCUCUCCGGGGACCUCACGGACCCAAGUGCAGCACCUGCCGAUGGAUCUUCAAAGACUAUCAGAGUGGCAUAUUCCUGGACAGCAACGACGGCCGCGGUCCGGUCCACAUCCUGGACUGGGAUGUGGACGUCGACACCAGUAAACAAUUCUCUUCCCGGCGAGACUAACAACUGUCUCCUCGCCUAGGCUCAGAGAGAGAGAGAGACUUUUGCCCGAGGCACGUCUAUUAUUGACCUGAGAAAUCGUCCACUUUGUGACACACAUGUGACCGUCGUCUUCCUCCACUUUUUUGAUAUCAGCGCUGUGUCCUCCACUCGCAUUCCGCACCAUCCUUCGCGCGCACACACACAUUCACGCACAGAGACAGGUCCGACGAUCGGACCAUGCACACCUUUUUGCUACGUAGUAAUGUUGCCAACCAGCAGCACUCGCAUACAUACAUAAAUAUAGCUGUGUGCUGCUGGCUGAUUUGUUUACCGGAAUAUAUACUUUCAUGUGGUUACACCGAGGCCCUGGUUGCAAUCUGUUGAGUUUCACGUGGAUGCCACCGAGUGUGUGUUGCUGGAAUUUCAUGACGUAACUAGCUCGAUCAGUUGCAUAGCAUAUCGUCAUGGUUGCAGUUCUUUGACGUCGUGGCCGUAGCUCUGCGAGGACGAAGGCCUCCUCGAGUAGAGCGGCGGAGGACAAAUAUAGUGAUCGAGCGAUGGGUGGCAGGCAGGACGGAAACAAGCGCGACCCUUGUACGAUUAGCUGCGGCCUGGCGGUCGUCACGAGCUCGCUCGCUCCGUUGCAGGGUUCUCCUCGGAGGUGCAGUAGAAACGCCAGAAUGUUGAUUUCGACGUACAUGUUGCAUCAGGGUCCAAUCAUUAGUUUGUGAGCGGCACAUGUACGACUGGAAUCCGGUUGCCUUCACGUGGAAGACUUACAGACAGAGCUGGUUCCGAGGUCCAAUGUCGGACAAUCUGUUGCGGGGAUCUCAAUUGAUUGACGUACAGCAUGGGCCAAGCCACGCUCUUUCGUAGCCUCCUCGGAUCAGAGCAGCCUCAGCCAGGUCAAAGCUAGCGUUCUGCAAGUGUGGUGUCAAGUGUUGUGGUUGCUAUUGUGGACUCCAUCCCAUGUCUGCCCUUCCGAAUGGAUUUAGGCUGCGAGAGGAUUUUGUUCGUUUCUCCAACUGACGAGCUCGCUUUCCGUUGUCUCUCGAUGGCUCUUGCCUGAAGGUACGCGGGCAUGCACUUGCGGAAAAUCUCCGAACAUCGUGAUUAUUCAUCUGAAAUGUCGGCCUGUUUCUUGGAGUAGAAAUCUGUCCCGUCUUCGCGAGCGGAGCAUCUCCGGACGUGCUUCGAGGUGUCGACAUCGAGUCGAAUUCACAGUUGGAGGUCUUGCGACAAGGCCUGCCGAAACUCGUCGAGGCAGCGUGUGCUUGACGAUCGGUUCCGCUGCAAGAUUUCGAACGGCGACCUCUGUACUGUCCUCGCCCACACGAGGAGGGUUAUGUCCAUUGCGCCACUUCCAGAGCGCCAAGCGCCAAGCGCCAAUAUUCUCGUCUUCGAGUUUCGCGAGAAGAGCAUGUGCUGGAAUAAUGCAUCACUCUCUCCUCUUCUGUGCGAUCAGAGAGGAAUUCCUCUUCGUAAAGGAUCAAGGCCCGAGCAAAUGUCCGAGCCGCCGAAAUCCUGUCUCGUCGAUUUGACCUGGGCCAGGGAAGUGCUGCAGUGCUGUCGUCUUCCUCGAGACACGGCAGAGCCCCCUGCUGCUCGGACUUCCGCACCGCUUCUCUCCCUUUCACCUCUCCUCGCGACUCGCCAGCAAUCGAUGAACCCACCGCCUCGUCGUGAUUUCACAAUGGGACACCGCGAUAAUGAUCUCCUGACGCGAGAAAUCGGGCGAUGGGCGGUGCAGCGGGGCCAUCUUGGCACAGAUAGAUCCGGCGCGGUGCACUGUGGAGGGCUCGUCACAGCGAUGUGGGCAGGAGACAAACGUGAAAGGUCGUCACUCCGGAGGCCUGGAUCAUAUGCUCGUGAAGUGCGCAGAUGCCGGAGCGAGAGAAUUUCCCGAUGGAAUGUCAUGCGUAGGACCCUCCGAAAGAUACCAACCUUCAGUCGAUGGGGAAUUACAGGCCGCCAAGGUAGCACUGAAGCGAGGGAAUCCCGCCUGCAGCUGCUGUGGAAGAUGGGACGUGCUGUCGAUGGCUCGCAUUGCAAUCUCGGAACAAUCGCCCGGUCAAAGGAUUACUGGCUCGCUCGACGGCUGCAAAGAAUCGAACACGUUUUCGGCGGUUCCAUCGAGCAGCGGUGUCUGGAGGGCAUGGAUUUUCAUCCGGGUCCCCCCGCCCGUGGCCCCAGCCCACGAUUGCUUGACCCGAACUCCAAUCUCCCUCCCUUCCACGACCCCGCGUGGGCGCAUCGCAGCCAUGAUCCUCCUUCGUCGACGUUUCGUUUCGUGGAAGACUCGUCGUUCGCAAUUCGUCGUGUAUCGUGAUUCUGCAUAAGGAGAAGGUGCAGGCGCAGACGGGCUCCCAUUCGGCACGAACAUCACCUGACUGGGCAGAUGACGAGCCCUGGGAUAGAUGAUUUUAGGACGUGGCAAAUUUGGUAGAUCACUGACAUUGGCACAUCUGGUGACGAUCAGUCGGGCCCGAGCAACAUCCCACCACUGCGAGGAUGUGACAGUAAGAAAUUCUUCUACAACCACGACUAUGCCGAGGGCAGAGAACGGAGCAACGUCCUGGCAAAGAGGCCGGCGCUGCUGGCCGAAGAAGAGCCCGAUGUCGGAGGUGACUCUGGACGCCAAUCUCUGGAGCUCGCUGCCGGGGGAGCUGUUCUUCCUCGUGCUGGCACGGUUGUCGGCGCGAAGCUUCUGCAGGCUGCGCAGCGUGUGCAGGAGAUGGAACCAUCUGCCCAGCAGCUCUCAAUUUCGCAAGCCGGAGCGCAAUCGCCUCUGUGCAUCAUGCACGACCACGUGAUGGUGCUAGCCAUCACGUGGACCAACGAACGAUUGUCCCGCUCGCUGAAUGUGGCGAGGCUCGACUCCCCGACGGAAUCCGAAAGCAACUGUGCAGUCGACCUUGGGCGGCCUGGUGCUGCUGAAGUGUCGGGAGCCCUGUAUAAGGAAAUUCUUCGUCAGGAAUUCUCUGAAUGGAUCAAGGGGCCGCUGCCACCCAUGCCCGACCGGGCGAGCAUGGACGACGUGCUAUACGCCGGUAUGGCCAUGAAUAUGCAGACGGACGAGUACAAGAUUCUGGUCAUGGGGUCCUACUCUACAUUCACGACCGAGCCGAACCUCGCGGUGGAAAGUUACGAUUCGAGGUCUGAUUCGUGGGAGGUUGAGUGGAUGAGGCCAAGAGGUGAGUCUGUACAAGCUGAAAAUAUUGCUGGAAGCCAAUAUUUUGAGCCCUGUGCUCCAUCAAGGGAGCUUCUAUUGCUUGACCGCCGACGUCGACUUCACUGACAUAUGGCUCGUCGAGGACGCCGCCCGUGUACAAAAGAAUGGCGACUCCGAAGACCGGAACGGACAGAAUCCAUCAACUUGCCGAAGUAGGGUAUGAUGUUCGCCGUUCUCUUCGAGCACGGGCGGCGGCUCAUGUUCGCAGGGAAGAGCGGGAGAAGGAUCGCAGCGUGCACAUAUGGGAGGAGGAUUUAGAGGCUGGCGUAUUGAGCGAGAAAUUCCGGCUUUUCGAGAGGUGCCUGGCUGGAGACCUCGAACUAGCGACCUAUACGAUUCUGGUUACGCGCGAUCACGUUUUGAUUACCACCUACGAUCCCGAAGUACGAGGAAAAGGGCAACAUGAUUAUGUGCAACAUCGCGAAGCAGACCUGGAAGCGCCCUUGGUCCAUUCUGUCAUUACAAGGUCUUUCCUAUCUCCACGUCCGCCGGUGUCGAACCCCGACAGAGCUGGACGACGUGGCCACCAGGAUCCCUCCAAUUGUACGAACCCCGUCUUGACGUUCUAGCAAUGUAGCUUAGAAACACGGAUCGAUCGUCGCAUCGUGCUCGUUUCUUGCCACCGCUGUCGGGGCCCAAAAUGGUCGCCUGCGGCUGGUCGGGCCCCGCAAUUUGCCACAAAGCUGUCAGUGUGCAGAGAAUUUCAUUCCUGGCGGGCGGAACACAGGGUCAUGUGUUUAGCCGAAGCCUGUGAGCGUCAGUCUCACCGGCACCCUCAGUUGUGCAUGACGAGCCGAGCUGAUGUGCGCACGAUUGUUCCAAAUCGGCCUCAUAUAUGACGUGAGUAGAUUGUGAGCGUGUUUUUAUUCGCCAGUCUAUGGAACAGGUGGACUUUAUACAAGUGCAUUUAUGGGUAGACAAGACUUUCAGUGAACAUGUAAAUAUAAUUAGCCGAUAGGAAGAUCUCUAUGUUGUAGAUCUGGUUAGAAUGUAAUAGCAGAUUGGAGUGUGAAC